Mucor mucedo is the source of this 945-nucleotide messenger RNA. RefSeq lists its product as uncharacterized. Gene Ontology annotation, molecular function: RNA polymerase II cis-regulatory region sequence-specific DNA binding. The record is from RefSeq and is a predicted model, not a curated record. Bases 1 to 945 code for a protein of 314 amino acids. The transcript has a single exon. NCBI's taxonomy places the organism in Eukaryota, Fungi, Mucoromycota, Mucoromycetes, Mucorales, Mucoraceae. Gene Ontology annotation, biological process: cell differentiation; regulation of transcription by RNA polymerase II.
AUGAGUGAUAAUAAUACCGAAAAAAACUCCAGAUCUUCUUCUAGAAGCUAUGACUAUGCAGAUGAUUCAUGGGUACCAAAGAUCAAGCGUAGGCGUAGGUUUACAGCGGAUGAAACCAAAAUUUUAGAGGGAGAAUAUGACAAAAAUCCGAGUCCAAACCAGGACAAAAUCCAGACAAUAGCAGAUAUUAUCAAAACACCUCGAAAAAUUGUUACAACAUGGUUCCAAAACCGUAGAGCAAAAAAUAAGAGAAAGGAAAAAACGAGAAAAGAAGAGAACGCAAAGGGCAAGCUUCGCGUUAAAUGUGCUAUAAAAGACGAUGACAACUAUAUCGACGAGGAAAAUGAAACAAGCUCUGAAAACUAUGAUGAUGAUCUCCAAGAUGAAAUGUAUCAUGGCGAUAAUAGCAGUAGCAGUAGUCAACCUAAUUAUUAUACAUUAAAUCAGCCAGAAAUUGCUUUGGACGAUGAAGGGUUCGAUUUAAGCUACGAUACUAGCAAUUUGAUUAUACAGGCUCCGUCGACUACUCAACUUUUACAUAGAGCAGACCCUAUAUUUUUUCAGAAUAAUAUCUUUAAUCAAUAUGAUGGUGGCUUUCACAAUAAUCAGCAGUAUAGCAUUAAUAUAUAUAACAACAUGAAUAACUACUUUCAUCUCAAUGAACAUAAUGAAGCAAAUGACUUUAGGGGAACUAGAAACAUGCAUAAUUUGAAUCAGUCACAAUGGCAGAACUUUUUUUAUUACCAGCCAUAUCAAGUUGAAUCCCCCUUUUUUAUUAAUAAUAAUAUCAACAGAAGCAUGAUCCCAUUUUUAAUGAACAACAUUCCAUCGAUGCCUAUAGACGCUAUACAUCCUGAACUUUAUAUUAAUCCGGUGGAUCUAUGCUUGAAUUAUUACACGCCACCACGACAUCAACAGACGGAUAAUCAAGAGGAGCAUGAUUGA